Messenger RNA from Vespa crabro (European hornet), 2905 nucleotides. Its product is annotated as WAS/WASL-interacting protein family member 1-like. Gene Ontology annotation, biological process: actin filament polymerization. The transcript has 5 exons. The record is from RefSeq and is a predicted model, not a curated record. Gene Ontology annotation, molecular function: microtubule binding; actin binding. Gene Ontology annotation, cellular component: cytoplasm; actin filament. Bases 304 to 1518 code for a protein of 404 amino acids. NCBI's taxonomy places the organism in Eukaryota, Metazoa, Arthropoda, Insecta, Hymenoptera, Vespidae.
GUCGUAACAAUCGCCACUCGUAUCAAGAUACUCGACAUUCGGAAGUUGAACUUUUUCUGCCAACAUAUAGUAUAUCAUACUGGAUGAAAGAUUUUUAUCCAAAUGUCAAUUUUUAUUCCUCCUUGUCAUUAUAAUUCUAGUUGAUGUUAGAAACAUCGACAAUAUCACGAGUAUAAUUGAUGUGUACUCAAAGGAAUAUAACGUAGUAAUACACGUUAAAAGUGUACAGGCGUUUUAUGGAUUAUCAAGGCAUGUUUGACAUCACAGAAACGAGUGUUCCGUUUUAGUAAAAAAGGAAUAAAAAUGCCGGCACCACCGCCACUACCUCCUGCUUUUACCGCGCCUCCUCCUGUGUCAGGCGAACAAGAUAGGAGUUUGUUGUUACAAUCAAUUAGAGAAGGAAAAGCUCUAAGGAAGACAGUUACGGUAGAUAAAAGCGCACCUGCUAUAAGUGGUAAAGUCAAAGGUGAUUCAACUUCUAUAACUUCCGGCAGUAGUGGUAACAAUGGCCCUAAUACAUUCAGUAGUAGUAUUGCUAAUAAUAACAAUAGUGGACCAAUAGGCCUAGGUGGAUUAUUUUCAAGUGGUAUGCCAAAGUUAAAGCCAACGGGUCUUAGAGGAAACACAAUUGAAAAAGAUUCGCAUACUACUAUUAAUAACAGUAAUUUCUCUAAUUCAUCUGGUAGUUUGAAUCAAAAUGUUAAACGAGGGCCUCCUCCAAUUCCACCUCCAGCUACACAAAAACCUCAAGUAUUUCCUCAAGUAUCAAGUGGAGCAGAUUCAGCAAAUUCUAAUACAGAUGGACAUAAAGGCUUUGGCAAACCAACACUCGCGCCUAAACCACCACCACCAUCCACAGCUCCUCAGAAACCAUCGCCACCUCCUAAGAAAUUAAGUUUAACAAGUUCUGGGAGUGUCUCAAGAGCACAAAGCAUGAGGUUACCCAGGUCUCCACCAGUUCUUGCCCCAACACCACCAUCCCUUCAUCAAUCGCAGGAUUGCUUAAAUGAACCUCAAUCAAGACCCACGAAUCGUGUUCUUAGACCUCCUAUUGCUAGACCACCAUCUCCUCCAAUAUCCAGAGCGACAUCUUCAAUGAUGAUAACAAGAGCAGCACCACCACCACCUUCCAGAGUUACGGUUACAGCCCCCUGCAUUCCUCCGCCACCUCCACCUCUUCCGCAUCGUCCUCCAACUCACCAAAGAUUGGCUGCACCUCCACCUCCACCACCAACACCUCCUACGAGAGGCUCGUCGAUGAGAAAUGGACAAGCUACAAAUUCUAAUCUUGAUUUGGAGAUAAGAUUUGCAGAAAUGUUUCAUUCUGUUUCGAGUUUUCCACCACCAGAACCUUUUAGAGGAUUUACAAAGAUUUACAGCAGUAGAAAUGCUGCAAAGCAACAGGCUCCAGCACCGCCUCAACAAACAUCUAAUCCAAAUACAAUACUUCCCUUAAGUGUUUCGUCUAGUAACAGUGGUAAUACAAUGCAAUCAACGUGGCAUGUUAAAAACUUUUAGUUACCUAAGUUAUCUCAUUUUGUUUAUGAAAAAAGAUCAGCAUUUAACAUUGUUUUACACAUUAACAAAAUAGUAAUGUGUGAAUACAUAGAAAAAUUGUGUUUGCAGAGAAUCUAAGUUACUGUUAUUGAAAGUGUAUUGAGAAGGUCUAUUUAGAGUUGUAAUUAUAAUUAAAUUUAACAAAAAGAAAAAUCUGAGGAGUUAUUACAUAGUAAUUGAGAAUAUAAAAUUUCCUUCUAAAGUGCAAUGAUACUCUGCUCUGUAAUAAAUCUGUUUAUAAUGCUUUUACGUAAUAUUUAAUACUGCCAGACUUUCAAUUUUUCUAUGUUUCAGUUUUAAUCCUUUAUUAUAUGUCAGACAUUCUUUCAUAAAAAUUUCAAUGCACAAAAAAAUUUCAUAUUAUAUCUAUGAUUAAUAUAGGUAUAUUUAAGUUAAAACUAACAUGAGAUCAUAAACUUGUUAAAUAAUGUUGGAAAACAAUUGCAACAAUAAGUAUUAAUGCAACCUAAUUGUUAAAAAGUUCAUAUAUACAUGCAUUAUGUUGUAACAUUAUUUAAAAAAUAUAAAAUGUUACAUAUUUUUAUUUCUAUCAAUAGUUUCUCAUAAUCCAUUAUUUCAUAUGUACAUUUUCAUAGCAAACGAUUUCUGAUAUGUAAGUAUAAUCAGGGGUAAAAUUAAACUGAGAAAUAUCUUAGUUAUAUUCAAAACUGAUAUUUAUUACGAAUUAUAAAGAAAAAUAUUUUUUUAACUAGGAAACUCUUCUCUCGGAGAUCUUCAUUAAAGUAAUAUAAAGGAUGACUAGAAUCUAAUAUAAUAAUAAAACUCAUAUUAAACAAAAAAAAAAAACAAAACAAAAAAGAAACAAAAAAAAAUUCAAAUGUAUUCAAUUAUGAUCGUAUAUUAAGUAUUGAAAAAGAAAAAAAAAAUAUUAAUAAUUUGAAUAAUAUUGUAAAAUAUAUUUUGAGAAAUUCAACACAAGCAUGGAAGUUAAAGACUGUAUUGUGUUGUGUAUCUGUAUAUAUGUAUAUAUAUAUAUGUAUAUAUAUAUAUAUAUAUAUAUAUAUAUACAUAUAUAUAUGUAACAAUAUAUUUAAUUUAUUCAAUUUUAUUAUAGAAAGAAAUAUAACAUAUCUUCGCAAUUCGAUGAACUAUAAGGAAAAUACCAUAAUGUGUAAAGAAUAAAUAAAUUGGAAGUACUGAAUUGUGGAUUAAAUAAAAAUAAAUUAUAUAUAGGGCGAAGGGGGGGGGACGAUAUUAAAUGGCAUUGUAUACGAAUUUAAUUAACGCGAUUAUUUUCUAAAAUUUUCAUAACAUUGCAUUAUUUAAUACAAGGUAGCAUAAGUAAUUUGUAAGAUUAAAACAUAUAAACAAAAUCAUAUUUUUUAUA